AUGUCCCGCAACAUGCCUGGUGGUAAAGGAAAGGGCAAGGGAGGUCGCGGCGACAAGAAACAGACGACUUCGUCUUCGUCCAAGGCGGGCCUUCAAUUUCCUGUCGGUCGUAUCGGUCGUUACUUACGUCAAGGAAAGUACGCAACCCGAAUGGGAGCCGGGGCACCCGUGUACCUUGCUGCCGUUCUCGAGUAUCUGUGUGCGGAGAUUCUGGAGCUGGCAGGUAACGCCGCACGCGAUAAUAAAAAGAGCCGCAUCGUACCGCGUCACAUCACGCUUGCCGUCAAGAACGACGAGGAACUGAACAAACUUUUGGGAAACGUCACCAUUGCCGCCGGAGGUGUGUUGCCCAACAUUCACGCUAUCCUGUUGCCAAAGAAGACAAUCAAGACCAAGGGUCCCAGUCAGGACUACUAA
Phaeodactylum tricornutum CCAP 1055/1 is the source of this 417-nucleotide messenger RNA. It is a transcript of the gene H2A-m2, whose product is annotated as histone H2A isoform 2. The transcript is spliced from 2 exons. The record is from RefSeq and is a predicted model, not a curated record. Gene Ontology annotation, molecular function: DNA binding; protein heterodimerization activity; structural constituent of chromatin. Bases 1 to 417 code for a protein of 138 amino acids. NCBI's taxonomy places the organism in Eukaryota, Bacillariophyta, Bacillariophyceae, Surirellales, Neidiaceae. Gene Ontology annotation, cellular component: nucleosome.